CAAUAACGGUGAACAUUAAUAAGAUCUUUUACAAGAUUAUUUUAAUAUAAAAAUUCGAUCGUGCUAUAUAAUUCAAAGGCACUUACGAACCGCGUUCCAUUUCUAAUCCUCCGGCUAUUGUAAUUUUUUGGAACCUUAUACUUCACGUAACGAAUCGAAUCGGUAUGAAAAAAUAUGUUAAAAAACGAGGGAAUGGUACAGUAUAUCUCGAUUCGUGUUAGUCGGUCGGACAAAAUCGAAGAACAAAGAUGGGCGCGUAACUUAGCGGAUUGCAUAAUCGGAGAAAGUGGUUGCGAAAGGAGUCACUCGCUCGCCGUAAACGUAAUGCCGGUCUCGGUGUUGGUGACCGGUCGAACAUUAUAUCAUAAAGCGAGGGAAACGUUAUGUCACGAAAUCGUGGAUGGUUCACCGGUGGCUGGAAGGUUCUCAUAUAAUUACAAAACUACGCUGAAACUCGCGUAAAAGAAAGUAUAUUUCGAUCGGUAUCUCUGUCGCGAUAUAACACCAUUCACGGUUUGACUUUGAACGUUGCCGGCAAACUAUGCCAGCGGUUCGUUAAAGAGAGUGCAUCCGAAGAUCUAGACGCCACGUGAACGAAUUCGAACGAUAUUUUGAACAUAAUAUGUAUUUAAAAACGCUCGGAAAGAACGUAAGACGAUCACAGAGUGUGCUUAUUAUAACCGAACGACGAAUAAUCAAAAUCGUAUCACUUUUUAGAACUCCGUUCGAUAAGCUUUCGGAUUCUGAAAAUUUGAAGUUGCGUUGACGUUCCUUCGAAAGUACUCGGUCGAGCAGCAAAAUGGGAGCGAUCGAAUGGGUAACCGGAGAAGACGAUUACGAGUGUUCUCUUUCGGAAGAUACGCAGAAACUUACCAAGGAGGAACUCCGAGAAGAUAAAAAUACGAGAGAUCAGGCACUUCAGCAAGUACGCAACUGGAUCAAAUUGAACCCGCGUAUUCAGAACUGCCGACUGGAUGCUCAAUUCUUAUUAAGAUUUUUGAGAUGUAAAAAAUUUAACGUACCAAUGGCCGAGGAGGCGAUCGAGAGAUAUUUGUUGCUUCGUCAGGUAUACCACCCGGCUUUCAACAAUUUAGACAUGUUUGAACCGACGAUGGAGGAAUUGAUUUCUUUGGGGUAUUUGUUCGCUGUUCCCGGCCGCGACGAGAAAGGCCGUCGCGUUAUAAUUGCCAGGCCAGGUGUCUUCGAUCCUCACAAGUACACGAACGUCGACAUGUGUAGAAUUCACGCGAUCACCUACGAAACUCUGAUGGAAGACGAAGAAAAUCAAAUACGAGGUUUUGUUCAUUUUGCCGAUGGAGGUGGCGUUAGUUUCCCGCAUUUGACGCUUUUCACGCCAAAAGAAGCUGUUCGCAUCGUGAAAAACGGAGAGCGCACCAUACCGAUGCGGCACAAGGAAGUACACGCUAUUAAUAUUCAUCCCUCCCUGAAAUUCGCUCUCGAUUUCGGCAUGUCGUUGAUUUCUGAGAAGAUCAAAAAACGCGUCAAGAUUUAUACCAGCCUCGAAGACGCCAUCAAUCGAAAAAUGGACACGAGCAUGUUGCCUAAAGAGUACGGUGGUACGAUGCCAAUGAAGGAAAUGAUCGCACUGUGGAGAAAGGAAUUGCUAGAAAUGAGACCAACCUUAUUGAGUCACGAUAAGAUGAGAGUAUGCUUGGAAUUAUACUCGGACAAAGCUCGAGAAGGCGCAGUAUCCGCUUUGAAGCAAGGUUUGGGUUGCUCCGAUAUUGGCAACAGCGAUUCCACCAUGUACGGUAUCACCGGAUCGUUCAGAAAACUCGAAGUGGACUAACUCGAAACAAAGCAAAUUUGCAAGCUGGUAUAAAAUUUUUCGCGAAGAAGAGAUGGCGAAUCGAUCUCGGUCGGCGCGACAUAUUUUUUGCGCUCGACGAAUUGUUGAUAUUUUAAGUACGUUUACAAAUGGUAUUUAGACAUAGGGUAACGAAAUUAUUUUAAGUAUAAUAUAGCCACAAACGUACAAUUAAAAUCGGAGAAAUUGAAAUUAAGUUUUAAAUAGGUAUAAUUUUGAUAGUUCGUAAAUGACAUGUAAUUGUUUAUUGGUCACUAUGUAAAUAAGACUGCAUCAAUGGAAUAAACGGAUACUUUUUACAUAUA
This is a messenger RNA of Megachile rotundata (alfalfa leafcutting bee), 2133 nucleotides long. RefSeq names its product alpha-tocopherol transfer protein-like. NCBI's taxonomy places the organism in Eukaryota, Metazoa, Arthropoda, Insecta, Hymenoptera, Megachilidae. Gene Ontology annotation, cellular component: membrane. Gene Ontology annotation, molecular function: phosphatidylinositol bisphosphate binding. The record is from RefSeq and is a predicted model, not a curated record.